This is a messenger RNA of Eufriesea mexicana, 2660 nucleotides long. RefSeq names its product RNA-binding protein Nova-1-like protein passilla (gene pasilla). The record is from RefSeq and is a predicted model, not a curated record. The transcript has 6 exons. Lineage: Eukaryota; Metazoa; Arthropoda; Insecta; Hymenoptera; Apidae. The coding region runs from base 384 to 1622 and encodes 412 amino acids. Gene Ontology annotation, molecular function: RNA binding.
GAGCUGAGAGCGGAGUAACAAAGACAGAGUGGGCGAGAGAGGAACGCGAGGGCCGAGGCACACCAUCGAGUAUCAACCAGCUGGUUGGCAAGGCAGCCGCGAGCAGUCGCCAGUGAGACGCGGUACCCCGCGAGGGCUUUCGUCGUUUGUUCGUUCGUCUAUACGUGUGUCUAUAUGUCCGUCAUCUCCCUUCCGCUUAAACCUAUCGUGGUCGUGCGUACGUUCAUUCGUUCGUCCGGUCCGUGUGUGGUGCGUCUCCCUUCGCUUGCUUUCAACGACACUUGCCACCGGUCGCGACUAUCGUCUCUGUGUCAAAGUACAUCUCUGUCUAACUUUAUCUCUCUCUCUUCGUUUCUCUUGGCGUGCCCGACCGAAAAGACAAGAUGGCUGCCGACUCAGGAAUGGAGACGUGUCCCUCCUCGGAGAUUGCAGACUCCAGGAAGCGGCCGCUCGAUUGUGACGCGGAAAAUGGCGCGACGAAGAGGUCUCAUUACGGAACAGGGGGAGAUGGAACAUAUUACCUCAAAGUAUUGGUCCCUGGCGUGGCUGCAGGAGCAAUUAUUGGAAAAGGAGGAGAAACAAUUGCCCAAUUACAAAAAGAUACAGGGGCUAGGGUCAAAAUGUCCAAAUCUCAUGAUUACUAUCCAGGAACAACAGAGAGAGUAUGUUUAAUUACGGGUAGCUUGGAAGCCAUAAUGCCAGUUAUGGAUUUUAUUAUGGAUAAAAUUCGUGAGAAACCAGAUCUCACAUUGAAGACAACUGUUGACUUUGAAUCAAGAAAAACCACUGUAGAAAGGGACAAACAGGUAAAAAUUUUGGUACCUAACAGCACUGCAGGAAUGAUAAUAGGUAAAGCUGGAAAUUAUAUUAAGCAAAUAAAAGAAGAAUGUGGCUCGUAUGUUCAAAUAAGUCAAAAGGCAAAAGAUGUAUCCUUGCAAGAAAGGUGUAUAACAGUAAUUGGAGAGAAAGAAAAUAAUCGUAAUGCAUUAAUGAUGAUAUUAGCAAAAGUGGCAGAUGAUCCACAUAGUGGUACAUGUCCAAAUGUUAGCUAUGCAGAUGUCAGUGGCCCUGUAGCUAAUUACAAUCCCACAGGCAGUCCUUAUGCUCAAACACCUACGAAUACUCCCACAUAUACUUCCACAGCUGGUAUUAAUACAGUGAGUCUCUUGAAUGGUGCUGGGCUAAGCUUGAACUUGAAUUUAGGAGCUGCAAUUACAGCGGAUACAGCACCAGUGACAACGCAGUUGUUGGAACAUAUAAAAUUAAAUUUACGAACAGCUGGUUUUUCGGAACCCGCAGCUAGCGAAAUUUUGUCUGCUAUCGCGACACUUACUAAAUAUAAUCUCCUCGGAAUGGGAAUUGGAAUGACUUCUAGUAUGAGUUACCUUGGAAAUCCUAUGGAUAGCACUACAACUGCAAAUGGUUCGAAUAAUAAUGGCGGCGUAUUUGGGCCAAUUGGAACAGUUCCUGCUCUUGGAUCUACGUCUCCUACACCACGUAAUACACUUGACAGAUACGAGCCCUUUGAUCCAUUCAGACAAAACAACACAGCUGCCAGUGCUAUUCAUCUAAACAACAAUUCGUUUGGCCUUGGCACUAACCAGUUAUCACUUGGAAAAUAACUCGAUGGCGAAUAAUGGUUGAUCAGCAAGGAGAAAUGGAGGAACGAUUGGACGGGGUUUUGUUCGUAUUGUAACGAAAAUGUCGAUGUUAAGUGUGAAAUUAUAUCAGGAUCGGAUGUCUCGGUCCAUUUUCCAAUGUUAUCGCUUGGAACAGAAAAAUAAUAAACUCUCCUUGCAUCAUCGAUAAGAAAUGAACCGAUAAACUUGUACAAGCCAUAGAGAUCAGCCAGUCUAAUAUAAGUAUUUCCUUUAGCGGUUUAUAUACAUCUGUACAAUAUUAGUAUUUUAUAAAUAUCGUAAAUGUUACGGGGCUACGGUUCGUAUGUGUUCACCGGUUUGCGGGAUGAUAACGCGAUUAGGGGAGGGAUCGAUCGGUCGGGGUGAUCGCGGGAUCGAUGGCGGGAAAUUGCAUGUGGGCAAACGGGGGGGCAGAGAUGAUCGAUCGUAUGCGUUCGUUCUGAUUGUUUCGUGUUGACAGAGAUACUUUUAUAGAGUUUACCUGUUGCAUUAUUGCGUUAAAUUUUAUCGUCGCGCGUUGGACGAUUGUUGCCUGAAGGGAAAAGAAUAUACCUCCAUGCGAAGUGGCAAAGCAGAGCAGUAUUGGUUGGCCAGUCUAUGUUACCUACGAGUUGUUUAACGAGAGGACACCCGUUAGACUAAUUAAGCCGGCAGUCGCCACGUAUUUAGACGAAUCUUAUUUCAUAUGACGCUUUGUUUUGUACAGUUCGAGAUAUCUCAUUCGAUUAUUCUAUAAGCGAGGUGGGGAAAAGAGGUAAAACACGGCGGCAGUGAGUGUUCGUUGAGCGCCGUGUGAUAGUUGUACGCGAUUACUAAGUAUAGAUGUGUAGGUAGUGUCUUAAAUCUCUUAUAAAAGUCGUCAUUACAGGUUCAACGUUUUAAUCAAUAAUCGAUCGAUUUAAAAUGGAAAAAAAAAGAAAUAUUUACAGAAAUGGGUAAAAAAAAAAAUAUAUAUAUAUAUAAUAUAUAUACAUAUAUAUGUAUAUAUAUAUGAUUAUACUCUCGUACGUGAAGAACGUA